AUGGGGCCGGGAACACUGCAACUCGCUCUUCUUUCCAUGAUACUAGCGUCCCAUAGCACUGAAGGAGUCUAUAAUAUAAAGGACAUGGAACCAAUCUCUCUAGACAUAGACUCCACAGCCACUAUAAGGUAUACAUAUACGCCAGUUCAUAAUAGUUCGCCUCUCCUAUGCGUCAACCUUACUUCCUAUGCAAAGACGUCGACUGUGAGCGUAUCUGUAGGGAGGAUACCGCUUUUGUUAACGACGGGAAGCAACAUGACUGCCAUUCCGUUGGAAACAGUAGCCUCCUUGAUUCAGCUAUCUGAAAGCUCUACACCAUCUGUCAUCGAUUUCACAGUCCAGGCUACCAUGCCUACGACCAUAAACUUCACAGCCGGGCUCUUUAGGCAGUUGAUAUAUGGAAAAAGUAUAACUAUUGCUGGCAAUGCACGUGCAAGCGAGCGUGUUCUCGCCUUAGCAAACGAUGGACUCCAUGACAUCCUCCUCACAUUCUCUGAUGGCGAUAAAACACCUGCGAACGCUCCUCCUACUUGCUUCAUCGAUCUUCAUUCUCAACCGUUCGCUACAAAAAGAGAGUCGCUGGCCAACCCUACCACCCUACUCAUUCGCUCUGUUGGUAACACGUAUCAGUACGUUGCUGCUACCAACGACCAAGAGGACCACUUAACGCUCCCAAAGCGCCUCUUUAUGGAGUCAAGCUUCUACUACCUUACUGUCAAUCUCCACGACGAACUCUCCUCUUUGACAAUAUCGUAUGUUGAGCGCUACCAGCGCUUUACUCCUGACUUGCAGAUAGACUAUUAUAAUGUACCCAUACACUAUACCGUUGACAUAUCUGACUAUCGAGCAGGAACACAAAUACUAAUAGGCUCGACCUGUCUCGACGCCGAGCGCAUUCCUUAUUCCUCCAUCAGGAUCUGUCUUAGAUAUAAUAUCCUUAGUGUAGCCUGCUCCCUAAUACUGCAGAACACUCUUCGGUACGCGUGGAUGACCGUACAGGAGGUAACUCCGCCAGGAUACCUUUCCUCUAUCUAUGUCUCCGACUUAUCCUCGUUUGCCGGGUACCAGGCCUCAACGUCAGCAGAGAUAUAUAAUUUAAAGAGUGCCGGGAGCUGCAAGAUAUUCCUUACUAACGUUAACUUCAUAACCGGCGCCACAGAGACACUAUCCUUCGUGAAUAAAAAUAAUCGCAACAAGGCAACCCUUCUCAUCAUAGAGAAUCCUGGCUGGAUAGAUGAUGAGCUCGUUGUUGUUAUCACGCUCCGCCCGUUCUACGAAGUCUCUAUUCCCAACUUUCACCCGUAUGUGCAGUUCUUCUUAAGUACUACGCUUGUCUAUCCGAACGAAACUCAUAACUCUCUUGCUUACGUUAUGAACUUCCCCCACCUUAGUGGAGUUAACUAUGCAGGGAGCUCUGUCAUACCAACCUAUCUCGAGGCAAUAACAAAUAAAUCUGCUGUCCUCCGGAUUCGCCCAGAAGACUUCUCAGUACAGCCAGAUACCGGCUCAAUCUAUAUAAAGCUUGAACAUUCUGUUGAUUUGGAUCUCCUGAUUCUAAACGCGGCCAAGCCAGCUCCGUUGAGACCAGGAUUGCUCUAUGGAACAGAGAGCAAUCCACUAUCGGCCUUGAACCUAUAUUACAUAGACUCUGGCCACACUACGGGAGUCAGCACUCUCAGUGGGUACAUCUAUUUUGAUGUUUGUAAUACGUCUCUGUUCCUUUCAAAUCAAAGCAACAAAAAACCAAUUAAGCUCCGCCUGACCGACAACAUGGAUCAUUCGGGAAUCAAUUUCCUGGACAUGCUUGUUCCUAUCACAGAGGCAAUGGUGUAUGCCCCUGUGUACUCGUCAUACGCUACAUUUGUUAGGAUCCUUGAUACAGAAUAUGUCUCUCCCUCAGCAAUCUCUUAUAAAAUUGGGUAUUUAACAAGGUUUGCGGGGAUCAUCAUUGGCGAUUCGCGAGUUAGAAUCCAUACGGGACUUAUGUCUGACAUAAUUGAGGUGGAUAGCGCCAAGGCACCGGCACAAAGGUACACCGCUUACACCGGAGAGGCCGGCAUUCAUAUUGCAUACGCCGUUUACUUGGUCCCGUGUGCAUCCGUGGCUGAGGUUAGACAGGCCUAUCCGAUGGUCCCUAUUUCCAGAUGUGGGCUAGAGGGGGCACUAGAGCAUACACCUAGUGUACAAGAUAUGGAUACAUCUAAUGUUGUUUAUAGAGUAAGCGAGUGGGUCGUUGCACCCGCUGCAGACAAUACUGAAAUAUAUACUCCUGAGUUUAUCGAGCAAGCAAAUAACACCUGGUCCAUGCUUCGCAUUCCCGUUGACCUUCCUUCGUACAAGCACGAGCCUUACUACUUAGUGGUUGUGGCAGCUGUCGAUACCGCUGCAAGCAAUCUUACCAACCAGCCGAUAGUAGACCCUAUCUGGGGGCACACCAUCGAUAGGACUACCAUUCAGUUUUACGAGACUCGGUAUCUUUCCUCUUCUUUCAGUGGAGAGGAGUUCAUAAGCUUUGUUGGUUAUCAUUCUAAGAUGUCUAUAGCCCUUAUUGUCGUGUUCUGGUCCGUUGCGACACUCAUCCUGCUCCUCUUCAUCACGGUCCUCUCUCUGUUCUUGAAAUAUAGAUAUAAAUAUACACUGGCAAGCAAGCGAGCAAAGGCUGUUCAGUUGGUUAAUAGAGAACUAAGCAUAGAGUACGGCCCCUCUCGGUUAGGCAGCUCAGAUCUGAAACAAAAAACCCGCAGAGGACAAGCAGGAAAUGGGCAGAUUGAUCAGGCAUACAGCUCUAUGGACAACAUGAGCUCCCACUCCUUGCCGCUACUCCAGUCCUACUCACCCUCACAGUCAGGUGGACGGCAUGUAGCAAUCCCAGACUUCUCGCAUCCGUUCUCGAAAGACCUCUCAUCGCAGGAUAGCAUCUUGGACCGCCAGGACAGGGCAAAAAGAAACAGAAGGCAGUAA
Molecule: messenger RNA, 2961 nt
Organism: Giardia duodenalis
Lineage: Eukaryota; Fornicata; Diplomonadida; Hexamitidae
Exons: 1
Coding region: 1-2961 (986 amino acids)
Source: RefSeq, a predicted model, not a curated record